GCAUCACAACGCUACCGAUCCACGCGUUUGUGGAUAGCGGGUAUCGCGGACGAGUUUCUGCGACGCGGAGCGGAUCAAUUGCGGGUCAAAUCGCCCGCUUUCCUGGGUCGUAGAGAAAAUAUGAAACUGCCCCUCACUUAAGAACCGUUUGGAGGGACAUUUUCGUCAUUUUUCAAACCCUGUUUUUCUACUCCAAUUCCAUCGUACAGAAAGAGAAACGGCCGCUCUUCUCUCUUCUCCAAUUCCAUUCAUCCAUCGUACACAGAGAAGAGAACAACAACACAGCUCCAUCAUCCAAGUCAACAACAACAACACAGUUGCUCCUGCUCUGAUCUUCAUCAGUAACUAUGGGAAAGAUGUACAAGAAGAAACAAGCUCACGGACGUGGACCUCCAAGAGAACAAAACAAUAAGCAGGAAAAUGAAAUGGACAUCAGGAAGAUUAUGGAAGACGUCCAAAACUUCAGCAACUCGCAUAUGACAUGGAAAGAGCGCAAAAAGGUUGAAGAUAGGAAGGUUGUUUCCCUUGGUGGGAAGCCCCUCAAGAAUCAAAGAUUACCUUUAAGUGUGGCACGACCAAUGAUGAAGAAACAAAAACAGAGGGAGGAAAAAAUGCUCCAAGAGCGUAUGAUUCUAGGACGUUUUGGGGGAAAGGAUGGUGGUAGCAGCAGUAAAAAACCAGCUGGAAAACACAAACCAGAGGACAGAGGUUUGAAGUUAAGUGAAGGUCGAUUUAGAAAUGGCAUACUCGACGUGAAGCAUUUGUUGAAGUCAACACCCACAAGAGGUCAUGACACUGGAAAAAAUAUGUCCAAUACAGGAAAAAGAAAAGGAAGCAUCUGGAAACAUGAUAAAAAGGGUGGUGGUAAGAAGGAUCAAAUGUUUUAGAAAAUGACACGAGUCAUUUGUCAAUCCGUAUGAUCUUUAUAUAUCUGGCAUUAUCCUUCAACUUCUUUAUAGGUAGCUUGUCAAUUUUUCAAUCCAUUUAUCUUGUUCUAUUUUUGUUUGUAUACUAGUAUGAUCUUCUUUUUUUGACGUUUGGUGCCUGAACUUUGAAGGCACGAAAUAGAUGGGAUUUGUUAAUUUCUAUUACCUUUUUAUUAACACAAAUGAAAAUAGCUUCCAUAUUUUAUCAA
Molecule: messenger RNA, 1135 nt
Organism: Medicago truncatula (barrel medic)
Lineage: Eukaryota; Viridiplantae; Streptophyta; Magnoliopsida; Fabales; Fabaceae
Exons: 5
Coding region: 348-887 (179 amino acids)
Biological process (GO): maturation of SSU-rRNA from tricistronic rRNA transcript (SSU-rRNA, 5.8S rRNA, LSU-rRNA)
Cellular component (GO): nucleolus
Source: RefSeq, a predicted model, not a curated record